Molecule: messenger RNA, 6806 nt
Organism: Propithecus coquereli (Coquerel's sifaka)
Lineage: Eukaryota; Metazoa; Chordata; Mammalia; Primates; Indriidae
Gene: BPTF
Product: bromodomain PHD finger transcription factor
Exons: 19
Biological process (GO): regulation of transcription by RNA polymerase II
Cellular component (GO): NURF complex
Molecular function (GO): RNA polymerase II cis-regulatory region sequence-specific DNA binding
Source: RefSeq, a predicted model, not a curated record
CCAAAAAUAACAUGGAUGAAAAGAUGGAUGAAUCAGAUAAAAGAAAAAGUCCACAAAGCCCCCCAAAAAUAAAAACAGAGCCUGAUUCUGAGAAAGACGACGUAAAAGAUUCAGAUGCUACAAAAGGGCCCGACCAAAGUGAAAUGGAUAUCUCAAAGAUCCCUGAGAAGAAGGACCCAGAUGUAAAAGAACUUUUAGAUUCCGACAAUGAUAAAUCUUUCAAGGAAGAACCAAUGGAAAUAGAUGAUGAUGUGAAAACAGAGUCACAUAUAAAUUGUCAGGAAAAUUCUCAAGUAGAUGUAGUCAAUGUCAGUGAGGGUUUUCACCUAAGGACUAGUUAUAAAAGGAAAACAAAAUCAUCCAAACUAGAUGGACUUCUUGAAAGGAGAAUUAAACAGUUUACACUGGAAGAAAAACAGCGCCUUGAAAAAAUGAAGUUGGAGGGUGGAAUGAAGGGCAUGGGAAAGACUUCGGCAGGUUCUCUGAAAAGUCUCUCUGAGUCACCAGUAACAACAAAAGCAAAAGAAGGGUGUCAAAGUGACUUACUUAGACAAGAGCAAAGCCCUAAUGCAAGUAAUGAUAAAUCUGAGGACUCAAUUCAGGGGUGUUCACAAAGUGAUUCCUCAGUUCCUGGACUCAGUGGUCCUAGUCAUACCACAAACAAACUUUAUCCAAAAGAUCAAGUGUUAGAUGAUGUCACCAUUCAAAGCCCAGAGACAAACUGUCAGAAACAAAAUUCUGUUGAAAAUGACAUAGAAGAGAAUCUCUCUGAACCUGCCAGUAAAGGCCAGGAAUCCAAUAAGAUUAAAACAAAAGGAAAUGAUUUUUUUAUUGAUGACUCUAAACUAGCCAAUUCAGAUGAUAUUGGUACUUUGAUCUAUAAGAACAAAAAACCACUCAUACAGGAGGAUAGUGACACCAUUCUUUCUUCUUCUAAGAGUACUUUACUUUCAUCAGUACCCAAAAGUGCCAGUGACAGAGAUGCCCCAUCUCUUUCAAAAGCAAUGGACUUUGAAGGAAAACUGGGAUGUGACUCUGAAUAUAAUAGCACUUUGGAAAAUAGUUCUGAUACUAUGUCUAUUCAAGAUAGCAGUGAAGAAGAUAUGAUUGUUCAGAAUAGCAAUGAAAGUAUUUCUGAGAAGUUCAUAACGCAAGAACAAGGUAUUGAAGGCUUGGAGCCAUUGAAAUAUGAGUUUGUUUCUGCUAAGUCCACUGGAAAGUGUGAUGACAGGCUGCAGGGUAAGGUAACUGAAGCAAAUGGUAAAAAACCAAGUCAGCAGCAGAAGUUGGAAGAGAAACCAAUUAAUAAACAUAUUGAUCAAAUAAAUCUAAAAAAUAUCACUGACAAAAAGAAUAAUGAAAAUCGAGAGUCUGAAAAGAAAGGACAGAAAACAAGUACAUUUCAAAUAAAUGGAAAAGAUAAUAAACCUAAAGUAUAUUUGAAAGGUGAAUGCUUGAAGGAAAACUCUGAGAGUAAAAUAGUAAGUGGUCAUGUUGAACCAAAGGUUAAUAAUAUAAAUAAAAUAAUCCCUGAAAAUGAUGUUAAGUCAUUGACUGUUAAAGAAUCUGCUAUAAAACCAUUCAUUAAUGGUGAUGUCAUCAUGGAAGAUUUUAGUGAAAAAAACAACUCGGAAACAAAAUCAUGUUUACUGAGUUCUUCAGAUGCUGAAGGUGACUACCAAGAUAGCCUUGAGACCCUGCCAUCAACCAAAGAGUCUGACAGAACACAGACUACCACGCCUCCACCAUCUUGCCCAAAAAGCAGUUUGGUGAACCAGGUAGAAGAUAUGGAAAUUGAAACCUUAGAAGUUAAGAAAAUUACUCCAUCACCUAUUACUUCUGGAGAGGAAUCCAAUCUCAGUAAUGAUUUUAUUGAUGAAAACAGUCUGCCCACCAACAGAGAUGAAAAUGUCAAUGGAGAAUCUAAAAGAAAAACAGUCAUCACAGAAGUCACCACAAUGACAUCCACAGUGGCCACAGAAUCAAAAACUGUGAUCAAGGUAGAAAAAGGCGAUAAGCAAACUGUGGUGUCUUCCACAGAAAAUUGUGCCAAAUCCACUGUCACAACCACCACCACAACGGUAACAAAGCUUUCCACGCCCUCCACAGGCAGCAGCGUGGACAUCAUCUCUGUUAAGGAACAGAGCAAAACUGUGGUCACCACGACAGUGACAGACUCCCUAACCACCGCAGGAGGCACUCUGGUAACAUCCAUGACUGUGAGCAAAGAGUAUUCCACAAGAGACAAAGUGAAACUGAUGAAAUUUUCAAGACCAAAGAAGACUCGUUCAGGUACAGCUCUGCCAUCCUAUAGAAAGUUUAUUACCAAGAGCAGCAAGAAGAGCAUAUUUGUUUUGCCUAAUGAUGACUUAAAAAAGUUGGCCAGAAAAGGAGGAAUCCGAGAAGUCCCAUAUUUUAAUUACAAUGCAAAACCUGCUUUGGAUAUAUGGCCAUAUCCUUCUCCUAGACCAACCUUUGGUAUCACUUGGAGAUACAGACUGCAGACCGUGAAGUCCUUAGCUGGAGUGAGCCUGAUGCUACGGUUACUGUGGGCGAGCCUGAGAUGGGAUGACAUGGCAGCCAAGGCUCCUCCAGGAGCAGGGACUACACGGACAGAAACAUCUGAAAGUGAAAUCACAACAACUGAAAUAAUUAAGAGGCGAGAUGUUGGUCCUUAUGGCAUUCGAUCUGAAUAUUGUAUCAGGAAAAUCAUUUGCCCCAUUGGAGUUCCAGAAGCACCAAAAGAAACACCUACACCUCAGAGGAAAGGCCUUCGAUCAAGUGCAUUGCGGCCAAAGAGACCAGAAACGCCCAAGCAAACUGGCCCUGUUAUUAUCGAAACCUGGGUGGCAGAAGAAGAGUUGGAAUUAUGGGAGAUCAGGGCGUUUGCUGAGAGAGUGGAGAAAGAAAAGGCACAAGCAGUUGAGCAACAGGCUAAGAAACGAUUGGAGCAGCAGAAGCCUACAGUGAUUGCAACUUCCACUACUUCCCCAACAAAUAGUACAACCAGUACCAUCUCUCCAGCACCAAAAGUUAUGGUGGCCCCCAUAAGUGGCUCAGUUACAACUGGAACCAAAAUGGUACUGACUACUAAAGUUGGAUCUCCAGCUACAGUAACAUUCCAGCAAAACAAGAACUUCCAUCAAACCUUUGCUACAUGGGUUAAGCAAGGCCAGUCAAAUUCAGGUGUUGUUCAAGUACAGCAGAAAGUCCUGGGUAUCAUUCCAUCAAGUACAGGUACAAGUCAGCAAACCUUUACUUCAUUCCAGCCCAGGACAGCAACAGUCACAAUUAGGCCCAAUACCUCAGGCUCUGGAGGAACCACAAGCACUUCACAAGUAAUCACAGGGCCUCAGAUCCGCCCUGGUAUGACGGUGAUUAGAACACCACUCCAACAGUCAACACUAGGAAAGGCAAUUAUUCGAACACCUGUGAUGGUACAGCCAGGUACUCCGCAGCAAGUGGUGACUCAGAUCAUCAGAGGGCAGCCUGUUUCCACUGCAAUCUCUGCCCCUAACACAGUUUCCUCAACACCUGGGCAGAAAAGCGUAACUUCAGCAACAUCUACUACAAAUCUACAGUCAUCAACCUCACAGUCCCCUCGCCCCCAGCAAGGACAGGUGAAGCUUACCAUGGCUCAACUCACUCAGUUAACACAAGGCCACGGUGGCAAUCAAGGUUUGACAGUAGUAAUUCAAGGACAAGGUCAAACUACUGGACAGUUGCAGUUGAUACCUCAAGGGGUGACUAUACUCCCAGGCCCAGGACAGCAGCUAAUGCAAGCUGCAAUGCCAAAUGGUACUGUUCAGCGAUUCCUCUUUACUCCAUUGGCAACAACAGCCACAACAGCCAGCACCACCACCACCACUGUUUCUACUACAGCAGCAGGUACGGGUGAACAAAAACAGAGUAAAUUAUCACCCGUGACACAGGCGCAACAAGCCAAAGCGCCGCCAGCAGCUCAGUCGUCAAGUGUGAGUCCUCCAGAAGCCCAGCCACAGACCACUCAACCUCCAGCUCAGCCCCAGCCCCAAACCCAGCCCCAGUCCCCAACUCAGCCUGAAGUUCAGACUCAGCCUGAAGUUCAGACCCAAACAACUGUUUCAUCCCACGUCCCUUCCGAAGCACAGCCCACCCAAGCACAGUCAUCCAAACCCCAAGUUGCAGCACAGUGUCAGCCUCAAAGUAAUGUCCAAGGACAGUCUCCUGUUCGUGUCCAAAGUCCACCACAGACUCGAAUACGUCCAUCAACUCCAUCCCAAGUGUCUCCUGGACAGCAAUCCCAGGUUCAGACUACAACCUCACAACCGAUUCCAAUUCAACCACAUACAUCUCUUCAGAUACCUUCCCAAGGCCAGCCACAAUCACAACCCCAGGUACAGUCUUCAACUCAAACUCUUUCAUCAGGACAAACGUUAAAUCAAGUUACUGUUUCAUCCCCAUCCUGUCCUCAGCUACAAAUACAGCAGCCACAGCCCCAAGUCAUUGCUGUGCCUCAGCUGCAACAACAAGUCCAGGUUCUCUCUCAGAUCCAGUCACAGGUUGUGGCUCAGAUACAGGCUCAGCAAGGUGGUGUGCCCCAGCAAAUCAAACUCCAGUUACCUAUUCAAAUUCAGCAAAGCAGUGCUGUGCAGACUCACCAGAUUCAGAAUGUGGUUACAGUGCAGGCAGCCAGUGUGCAAGAGCAGUUGCAGAGGGUUCAGCAACUCAGGGAUCAGCAGCAAAAGAAGAAACAGCAACAGAUAGAAAUUAAGCGUGAACACACCCUCCAAGCUUCUAAUCAAAGUGAAAUCAUUCAGAAACAGGUGGUGAUGAAGCAUAAUGCUGUAAUAGAACAUUUAAAACAGAAAAAGAGCAUGACUCCAGCUGAAAGAGAAGAAAAUCAAAGAAUGAUUGUCUGUAACCAGGUGAUGAAGUAUAUUUUGGAUAAGAUAGAUAAAGAAGAAAAACAGGCCGCAAAAAAACGGAAGCGCGAAGAGAGCGUGGAGCAGAAGCGUAGCAAGCAAAACGCCACCAAGCUCUCAGCUCUGCUCUUCAAGCACAAGGAGCAGCUCAGAGCCGAGAUCCUGAAGAAGCGGGCGCUGCUGGACAAGGAUCUGCAAAUCGAGGUGCAGGAAGAGCUGAAGAGAGACCUGAAAAUUAAGAAAGAGAAAGACCUGAUGCAGGUGGCGCAGGCCGCGGCAGCAGCUGCACCCUCCCUCCCAGUGACGGCAGCUCCUCCAGCCCCUCCACCCUCACCUCCCCCUCCACCUGCUGUGCAGCACACAGGCCUUCUGUCCACGCCCACCUUACCCGUGGCUUCCCAGAAGAGGAAGCGGGAAGAGGAAAAAGACUCAAGCUCAAAGUCCAAGAAGAAGAAAAUGAUCACUACUACCUCAAAGGAAACUAAGAAGGACACAAAGCUUUAUUGUAUCUGUAAAACGCCUUAUGAUGAAUCUAAAUUUUAUAUUGGCUGUGAUCGGUGUCAGAACUGGUACCAUGGGCGCUGUGUUGGCAUCUUGCAAAGUGAGGCAGAGCUCAUUGAUGAGUAUGUCUGUCCACAGUGCCAGUCGACAGAGGAUGCCAUGACAGUGCUCACACCACUAACAGAGAAGGAUUAUGAGGGGUUGAAGAGGGUGCUGCGUUCCUUGCAGGCACAUAAGAUGGCCUGGCCUUUCCUUGAACCAGUAGACCCUAAUGAUGCACCAGAUUAUUAUGGUGUUAUUAAGGAACCCAUGGACCUCGCCACCAUGGAAGAAAGAGUACAAAGACGAUACUAUGAAAAGCUGACGGAAUUUGUGGCAGAUAUGACCAAAAUAUUUGAUAACUGUCGUUACUACAAUCCAAGUGACUCCCCUUUUUACCAGUGUGCAGAAGUUCUUGAAUCAUUUUUUGUACAGAAGUUGAAAGGAUUCAAAGCUAGCAGGUCUCAUAACAACAAACUGCAGUCUACAGCUUCUUAAAGUUCAGCGUGUUACCCUAACAUAAAACACAGCAAGAAUCUGGUUGUCUGAACUAUUUUAAAUUAAGGAGCCAGAUGUUUUUAGUCAGGCUAUCCUGACCAGACCUAAACUUCGUUUUUAUUGGUCAUAACAGUCCAAUUAUAUUCUUGGCCAAUUUUGUCCAACGGACAAGAGAAAAAGCAAAGUCAACGACACCAUUAUCUUGUCAAGAUCAAAUGGUUUUACUAUUGUGGCAGAAGCGGGAAAACUUUAUUGAAAAAAAAAAAGAAAAAGAAAGCAAGAAAAAAAGAUACUAUGGGGUCAAGUGUAACUCCAUGGAAAUGCCACGUCUGCUCUUCAGUGAAGAAGCUGGUUUAGAGUCUCACAGAAAACUUUUGACUGUAUUUAUUUAUUGUUGCAAAAAAGACGCUUUUUUAUUGCUGCCCUCAUUUGUCAGCUAAUUAUUUUUUCUUAUAAAAUCCAGCCCCAGUUACACGUAAUCCAUCCUGUAUCUUAUCAUGAUUCCUGUAGGUAAAAGUACAAGACGACCUCUAGAUGUCUUUUCUUUCUAUGAAAGGAGCUGCUAUGUACACAUGUGCACACACACACAACUGGGAAUCAAAACGAGUUUAUUGUUCAUGGUAGAUAAAAAUGAAGCUUGCGUAAAGGUUGGGCUAAGUGGUCCUGGACUACAGACUCUGUUGCCUUGACUAUAACAAGUACAAUUUGUCAGUUACUCUGCACCAGGCUAAAAUGAGUAAAAUCUAUUUGAAGGUAUCUUGUUUGUAAACAUUUGUCAGAUUCUAAUUUUUCCUUUUUGUAUUAAAAUUCAACUAUGGAUGUAUACGAAACAAAAUAAAUGGAGAUAAUUUUUCUCCCACAGAC